ACCUGCCCUGAACUGAGACCGAAACAGUAUGCGUUAAAUUUAGCUAGCCGUGUUCAGCGGACCGUUUCGUUAUAUCGGAAUGUUUUGUCGGCAGCGGUGACAGUGAUUCGUCAACUGGGUCACAGCCGUUCACAAGAUAAACAGGAUAUUUAAGUGUUAGUCAUUCGCGACUGGUAGACUGGUAGAAAACGUUAUUGAGGUCACAACCAUACCUUUUUACGAUAGCUGCGAUAUGUCACGGGGGAAGGGGAGAUACGAGUCGUAUGGACUACUGCUAUGGAUACCAUUACACGGCUCGCAAAGAUCGACGUCUGCCUAAAUUCUGAUGGGAAUAGCUGGCUUGAAAUAUACCGAGAAAACGAAAUAAGGGUAGACCAGAUUUAAUUUCCUACAAGACUAGACUGUGAUGUAUAGUUACAGUGGAGAAUCUGCCAGUCAGAUGGAUGCUCACUACCUGGAUUCCCACAUCGCUGAACGCCUGGCCUCAAUCGCGAUCCCGGGAUCUCUGCAUCACUCAGGAAAACAGGUGGCAUUUCCAAUGACAGGACAACACAUGACGGCAGCUGGAGUAACAACAGCAGCUGCAGCAUGCAGAAUGAAACAACAACAACAACAGCAGCAGCACCAACAACAGCAACAGCAUCAACAGCACCACCAGCAUCACUUUCCAGGAUACGGCAACUCUCAAGGAAGUCUGUCAUCCGUGCAUCCGACUGUCGCUGCGUCCAUGAUGGAAACCGUGAGUCCUCCACAGAGGCUGGUUGCCGGCGGCAUCGGCCAGAAUGUCUUGAUGCAUUCUAAACCACUGCACAGACUUGCGGCAGGCGGCGGUGGGCAGAUGAUUCACAGUUCAGCAUCGCAGAGGUCGGCCGGAGUGGCAGCGAUGAGUCCCCAUUACUCUUCAGCAGCAUCCCAGAUCCUCCACGCUGGAGGCAUCAGCCAAGGAAUUCCCACCCACUCCUCGGCUUCGCAGCAGAGAGCAGACCCUAGUGGUGUGAACCACAGGUUGAAUGCCCUGUCGGCACGUUCUCAGAUGAUGCACAGUUCGAACAGUGUGUAUGGAAUACCUUCCUCGGGGGCAUUCCCCAAACAGUACCACCAGCAGCAGCAGCAGCAUCAAGGGCAGCUGAUGCACAGUGCCAGUGCAUCAAGUCAUAGUGAUUCGGUGGCAUCAUUUUCAAAUACGUCCUUGUCAAGCAUGCGAGGGACUCACACUGGAUCUAUACAGACGGGAUAUCCCAAGACUGUGGUUAGUCAGAGUGGCGUUAAAAUUCCUCAUAAUAAUGAUACAUAUACUCAGGUUGGAAAAAUUAAUGCAGGUCUUGUUGUGUCACCUGCAGUACCUUCUUCCGGGCGGGGGAGUCCUCCGCCUCACAGUUACGUGCGAAGUGCACACAAUGCGAGCAGUCUUCAGGCAGGUCCUUUACGAAUGUCUAGAGAAGAGAGUGCAAUGCUCACAGAAGGUGCUAUGUGUAGGUCGAAAAGUUACACUUCAAUGCCAUCAGAAAGUAGGUCAACUGAUGGUGUCAUUUACAAGAGCGCCUAUAAUAUUGGUAGAUCAAGUAGUGUCAGGACCUUACAGCAGUCCAGUUAUCCUUAUGCUGCCAAAGCAGCUGUUUAUCCAUCGGAAAAACUCUUGCUACCAUCGAGGAUGGUGACGAUGAAUGACUCUGUUGGACAGCGGGUGAAUAUACCAAUGUCUCUGAGUCCUAUCAGUCCGGCUGAGGAAGAUCCUCCAUCACCUCAUUUUGAAGUUUCCAUGGUUUCACCUUCCUCCGUUUCCGGCGGCCACAUGAGAUUAAGUUCAUCCGACCGAUUGGCAGGUGUUGUGAAGUCUUCUACAACAGGUGCCGUGGCUCUGUCUCGCAGUCAGUAUGACAUUCUGCAUGCCGACAUGGCACAGGUAAGAGGUCGGACAGGCUCCAUUCAGAGUGGGUUUCCUUUGAGUCAGUGUGGUGGAUCGUUUCCGCGAGCUUACAGGACAGGUGCUGCAGGAGCUUCAGUGUCGGUCAAGGGAGGGUCUUCACAGCAGCAUGUUCCUGCAGAACUGACCUCACCAAUCCAUCAGUCUCCCAGUGUUAGUCCGUAUGCAUCAUCCAUGAUGUCCAUGAGAACGGAGACGCCAAAUCGGAAACAACAGAGUGACAAAGCGUACGUUGUUCAUCCUGAAGGAUCAGGAUCAGAAGCUGCUCCAAUAGAUCUUUCUGGUUUGGGAAAGAACAGCAGCUCUGCACUCGCGGUCGAGACUCCUCUUGAUCUCAGCGUUAAGACAGCAAAGCGACCUGCUGAAGCAUCUGAUCUGUCAGACCAGAGACCAAGCAGUGCCAAGCGACCGAGACAGAUGCUUCAUCCUCCAGCCCAUGAAUCUCCUGUUGGAUAUUCGAACGAGUUUGGCAAAAUGUUAUCUGUGUCUGGUGUUCAACCCAACUGUGAUAUGCGAUACUCAAAACAGAAGCAGCAGCAGCAACAGCAGCAGCAGCUGGUGUACAACAUGCAGCAAAAUAUUCAACAGGCUAACAGAAAGUCUGAUGUACGUCCCAAGCUGGAAUCAUCUGAGGACAGGACUUUGAAAGACGGCAGUGGAUUGUGUAAUAUAAAGCUUAAAGCAGCUCAGGAUGUGAACAUGAUGAAGACUCAUUCAGAUAUGAUUCAGGCAAUGUCUGCUGCCAGUUUUCAUCUCGCUCAUUCGAACAGGGCAGCUGAGCUCAAGCUGAGAAGUGAUUUGGUCGAGAAAGAAGCAUCUCAUCAGUGCUACAAGAUGGCUGCACAAGCCCCCCAGACAUUGCAGUCUAUGAUGGCUCAUAGUGCAGCAACAGGACAUGUUGUGAUGCCUAAUAAAGAAAUUCAUGCAUUAGCCACUGCACAGAAACCCCAUUUGAUCAAGUCUGAAGCUGUAGUAGGUAACACUUGUGAAAGAACUGGAGGCCCAGUGUCGCAGCACGGGACGUGGCCUAUGGGUGCUCAAGCUUUAUCAUAUCAGCAGCAUAUACUUUCUGACCCCAUAGACCCAUCCCUGCCCCCAAAAUUACAACUGAGCCCAGCACAAAAUUACAGCAGCAGCACAGAUUCUAAGUCUUUCGUGUACAAGUCGAUAAAGGAAGAAGAUGAACAACUCUCCAACAGUAUUCAGAGCGAGGAUAAGCAGAACAGUUUGCUGCUGUGUGGUAAAUCUGAAACAAGGACUCCUGACCUGUCGGCUGAAAGUGCGAAUGUGAAGGACAAGUUAUCUGAUUGUUCGGGGAUUCCAUCGUACGAGAUGAGGCUGCCUGUGGACAGCGGCCACAUUGUGAAUGUCUCCAAUACUCAGCUGAACAGCAUCUUAGUGCCCAAACAGUCUCCUGUUCCACCAGUCAAGGAAGCAGCUCCUCCUCUUACCAGCAGCAAAACAUGGCCCGCGUCCUCCAAGCCCAGGCUUCUGGAUAGCCUGCCAGUGAAGAUUGUCGAUCAGAGUUCAUCCGGUAGCUCGGACGUGUCGGAAACCGAGACCGAGACGGUAGCAGAAACCCCCGAAAAGGACAUUUUCAAAUUCACCCAGCCUCUUUCUAUUGCCAUUCCCAGCGGCAAGUCGGAUCAGCUGAGGAAGUCCGUCCAGCCGAUUCGGUGGUCUCGCAAGCAGAGGAUCCUCAAUCAGUUCAAUCAGGACGAGGAUAUGAAGAGAAAGGUUUUCGCAGCGCCUGUGUCGGGUGGCAUCCACAAAGUGAUGGACCACAUAUUCAAGAUGCCCAACAUCUCGCCAGCCAGUCCAUCGUCUCCCAAAAUGCCGACACUCAGUCCACACGAUAAGCAGCCUCUUCCAGAAAAUUCAUCCCUCAACAAUGAUCCCCCCACCCUUGACCUUCCCGACACACCGGACAAGAAGGCUGCUGCUAAUGCUAAAGCUGAAGGAAGAACGAUUGAUGGAAUCUCUUCUAAAGCAGGAGUUGGGAAGGAUAAAGGUGGUGUGCUUCAACGGUCUGGAACCGUCAGAGUUUCAAGUAUCGUGGCACCGAAAGAUGAUGUGAGCUGUGUUAAAAUCGGCGGUGAAGGCUAUACCAGACGGCAGUCUCUACCAGAUGGUCCACUCAGGUAUCAGAAAAAUAUACCUGUUGCAAACGUGGCUCCGUUUGUCCAUUCGGAAAAAGUCGAGACGCCCAGUGUUAAUCAGUCAACAGAUUCUCUGACACAGGAGCAAACGGCCGAUUCCGAAAUCAUAGAGCAGCUGGAAGAGAUCAAGGAUAUGGAGGAGGAGGAGUCCAUUGAGACUAAGCAAGAAGAUCCCAUCACUCCACCGCCAAAACAGAAAAAGUCCAACGCCAGUCUGACGUCUGCUGCGAAGAGAGUGGUGGAGAAGAAGAGAAACAAAAUGAGUGUCAGUAAAGCCACGCUGAGAGAUCUGAAGAGAACGGAAUCCCAGCUGAAGUCCGAACAGCUGAAGAAAGUGGUCAAGGAUGUGUCCAGUAAAAACGUGUCCAGUCCUGACAGUCGCCUAAAGAGACGGAUCCCCAAGCAGGAGCUGAAGGAAGAAAUGGUUGCAGCUGGUCGCUUUCGGAAGCAGAACAGCUCUCGAUUGAGAAAGUCCUCACGUGUCCACUUGCAGCUGCAGAGUCUGAAGAGGUCACUGGAUGUGAAGCCACGGUCGCUGGAUGUGAAGCGGAGGUCACUGGAUGUCAAGCAGAGGUCACUGAGACUCAGCCAGAUGAAGCAGCAGUCAGAAGGAGACGAUACGGUCGAAUCGGCGAGUGAUUCAGAGCCUCAUUGUGAUGGGAAGAAUUUACAGAAAUUGUUGCCCGACAGUCGACUUCUUAGCAAGGAACGAACGAUGCGGAAGGCUGUGAUUCAAGUUAACAGACUGGAGGACACUUUCGACGUCUCCUCACUGCAGUCGACAAACAAAUCCAUCAAGUCUGUGUCCAACCUCAACAAGAGAGCACAGGCAUUGAAGCAGCGAGCUAUCGACGGAUCCGGAAGAUGUGGGUCACAAAGAAGACAGUGUCGUCGGUUGAGUCAGUCCAGUCACACGAGUGAACUCCGACCGAAGGUUUGGGAAAUGACCACUCGCAAUAAAUUAGCAGGUCGUCGUCGUGUCUUGAAAUACAAUCGCAAUGAUGCUUACGAGAAAGAACUGAAGCGCGAUGAAUCCCGCAAAGCCAUCAACCGCACCAAACGAAGGGCAUGCCUGCGCGGCAAGACUCUCGCCACUGAAGACAAUCUCGUGGUGGCUAAAUUUGUCACCGAGGGUGACGACAGCGAUUCCGAGGGCCGGUGGGAGAUUAAGAAAUCACAGGACGACCUGCGACAGACUCUACGCAGCGGCAAGAACAAGGGCGGGCUCAUGAUGAAGCUCCACUGGCGGCACCCCGUGGGAACCGACCACAUGCCGCCCAUGGAGGACCAGUCCGAGAGGGACGAAAUGGUGGAGCCGCGCGGACUGAGGAAACGGCUGCUGAUGACGAAGAAACAGAUGAGAGCGAUGGCGAAGCGGCGGAGGAAUCGCUCAAUACAGGGACAGUUCUGUGACAAGGCGCAGCAGAGGGAGCAGUACCAGCAGUUCGCCACUGACUAUGAGAGUACGAUGGAUCAGGACCUGUGUAUGCUACUGCCACAGGAAGAUUAUGAAACUGACGUCACAUCCACUAAUGAGUUUGAUGGGUCACUCAAUCCAUCAAGCCUCAUUCCGGUUCCCCCAGAAUUCAAGAAACUCUCGAUUAAUAAGAACUCAGGAGAAACCAUGCUACACCGAGCGGCCAGGCUGGGAUACGUGGAUGUAGCCCUGUACUGUCUGCGGACGAGUGCGGUGGAUGUAAACGCCCGUGAUAAUGCUGGCUACACGCCGCUACACGAGAGCUGUGUCCGCGGGGACCUCAUUGUGGCUCGCGAACUCGUCACACACGGCGGAAACGUCAACUGCUGCUCGCAGGAUGGAAUACGACCGAUCCACGAUGCUGUUGAGAACGACCACAUUCAGAUUGUCCGUCUGCUUUUGUCAUGGGGAGCCGAUCCUCUGCUGGCAACAUAUGGCGGAAAGACCCCGCUGAAAAUAGCGAGAUCCAUCGCCAUGCUACAGCUGCUGCAAGGCUACCUGGGAGAUCUGAAUGGCUUUGAGCCUGACGAGGAUGGAACUGUGAAGGAAAUGUUCUGGGAGUUCCAAGGAUCUUCUGACUUUCUUGAUCCUACAGUGAGCCAGGGAUUUGACGUGUUUGCCGACAUUCCGUCUGACCCGGAGGAUGAAGAUGACAGUGAACUGUUUGAGAUGUCCGAUUCGGCCUUGAUGAGUUCAUACGACCUGCCUCUCGACAUCUCACAGACUCCUGAGAGGUGCUUUGCUGUGGUGGACGUCCUAGAUAACAUGAAGAUAACACGGCCAGAGUUCGACAGGCUGCACGGAGCCGAGGACUCCACUCUAAAACUUUCCACUGAAUUCUUCAUCCAGACCCUGACCACAUGCGCUGUUCAGAUACCGAAAAUAAAGACUUCAUUCAUCGAGCUGAUCACUCUGGAAGACCUCAACAAUCUAGGAUCAACGUCUCACAAAACAAACAGAAAAAUCCAACCCCAGUUGUCGACAACUCAUUGCGAGAUGAAGACGACAACGACAAAUUUACAUCAGGAACAUUCCAGUGGUGAUGCUUUCAAAGAAAACGACAGCCAACAGUGGCAGUCCAAAAACCACAGUUCUGAAAAUGUUAAGAAAUUCAGAAUGUUGUCUUUGGAAAGCAGAACAAAAAAUACUACUGGAAAGAAUGUGAAACGAUUUGCGUCCAGUUUUCAGAGACGGAGUCUGGAUAGGUCUGUAUCGAAGACUGUGACGUCCACUGCUGGUGGUGGAUUGUCGAAAGAGAAAUUGGAGUCGGAGGGAAGUAUAGGUGCACCUGGUGAUAGGAAAGGAGGAGGAGGAAAACAAACAAGUGUUAGUGAUAAGUCGAAAAGUGCUUUAGGUUGUGAGAAAAUGGCUUGUGACAAAUGGAAGCUGGGCAAAAAGGACUGCCUGCAGAAGAAACCAAAGAAACACCGAAUCAGAAAGGACAAGUGCAUUUCAAAAUGGCUCAUCCGCAAACGGAAUUCUUCUCAGAAGAAGAAAAAAUAUGCCAAACAGAAACUACUUUCACAGUUGACACAAGAAGUGGCAGAUGUUAACGACAACAUCGUUUGCAGCACAGAAGGGCAGCAUUGUUCAGAAAAAUCCUGUAAAAUUUCGUUAGCGAAACACGAAAACUUAGUGGAUGCGACCUCAUCUUCUGGCAGCAGGUCGCAUCCGCCCUCGGAUACGCUUUCGAGUCUGCGGAGUGUUUCAAAAAAUGUGUCUACAAAAUCUCUCAACUUGUCAAAGAUUGGGAAAAUCAGUGCUGCUCCAACUGGUGCUCAAGGGAAGACCUGUGCUACAUCAGGUGGUGGUCAGGGCAGAUCCUGUGUUAGUCUUGGGAGUGCCCAGGGAAAGGCUUGUUCUGCUGCCCAGGGAAAGGCUUGUUCUGCUGCCCAGGGAAAGGCUUGUUCUGCUGCCCAGGGAAAGGCUUGUUCUGCUGCCCAGGGAAAGGCUUGUGCUGCCCAGGGAAAGGCUUGUGCUGCCCAGAGUAGUAUUCAGGGUAAGCCCUGUGCCAUCUCAAGUGGUGCCCAAGGCAAGGAUUGUUCUUCCCCAGGUGAUGUCGAGGACAGUUCUUGUGCUACUAAUACCCAUUGCAGUGCUCGCGUGAAGGACACAUCUGCCAUAGCGGGGGGGUCUCACUGUAAAGGCUCCACAUCUUCAAAUUCUUCUCAUGGCAGGAUCUCCACCACUACUACAGACAAUAAUUCACGGGAAAAGACCAAUCCUCCUCCUGCGGGAGCGUCACAAGGGAAGACCAAUUCUUGCCUGGGUGAUGGUCAAGGGAAGGCCUGUCCCACCCCAAGUGGGUCUCAGUGGAAGACGUGCGUUGUCGCAGAAAAUGUUCGGGAUGGUGCGGGUUCGUCCAAAGUCAAAAUGACUCUUCCUUCGAAGUGCGAACAGAUGCUGAGACCGAAUAUUUAUUCAUUCGAGGAAGAUGAUGAUCCUGACUGUGAUUCGGUGAAGAUGCCUCGAACCAAGCGUGACCAGGAGAUUAAGAAACAGAGCGAGCAGCUGUACUGUUUUGAUGACGACUCGGCAGAUGAACAAAUAACGUUCCGUAAGGUGGACUACAAACAUGUGCAGAAAGCAUUCAAGUCAAACUCUAGUAUUACCUCCACAAAACUCUACAGUCAGAGCUCGCUGAAGAAAGGCGAGCAUCGGGACGCCCAGAAACGAAACAAUAAUACGUAGCUUUGUGAUAAAUAUAGUUUUGUGAUGAUCGACUUGUCAUUAUCCAUGUCCCAUUGUGCCAUCAUUGGUCCUAACUGUCAUCCAUGUUGUUUUAUAUUAUCAUUUUGUUUAUAUAAUCAAACACUGAAUGAAAUUUAUUUGUGGCUGUCCGACUAAAUUUGAUUGUUGUGGUAUUCUUUAGAGUUUUGUUAAUAUUACACAGUUUGUGAUAUAUUCUAUAUAACAUAUUACCUGUGUAUUUGUGUUAGGACAGUUUUGUGUUAUUUUGUAAUACUUAUCCUAAUCUCUAUUAUAAUAGCAGUUUUCUGUUUAAUGGGAUCAAGAUCAGGUGACAAGAUGGUUGAUCCAUCACUGCCUUGGGAAGGUUAUCCAGACGUUUGUUUUUUGAGGGGCAUAAGCAUGAAUUCCCAUGUUUAACUCCCAUUAAUUUAAUUUGAUGGGUAUAACACGCUCUGGCUCUACUUUGAAAACCACCCACAAAAUUGUUCAAUUUAACCUUUUUAAUUUUGAAACGAUAAAAACAACUUCCUUACACAUGCAGGUCAUAAAUAAAUAUCUCUUAACACAUUUUAUUAUGUUUAGGGGUGUUAUUUCUCUCCGAUCUUAGUGAGUACAAUAUUCCCCUCCUAAACAUUUUCAUGAGUAUUAUUUUUAUGCCUCGGUUUUUUAAAACAUUAAUGUCUGUUUUACCUCAUUUUCAUUGGCUGUUGAGAAUUUUGUUAUGAUCCCAUUAUAAAAACUGCACUAUUUUAGUUGUCAGGCCAAGUAUUCCUACUUAACAGAAUGAAUAUCCCAAGCUUUAUUCAUUUUGCUUUACUCCAAUGAAAUGAACAGUUGUUGAUCAGAAAAUGGUGAUAUUGUUACUGUGUUAGUUUAUUCAGAGAUCUCAUACCAGUUUAAAUGUCUGACUGAAAAUUGCAGUCACAAAUAGUUUGUAUUAAAAAGAUCCCAAUGAAUUGAUGUACAUGUAUAACUAAAAUAAGCUCAAACCCAUAAUAAAUUUUAUUUCACAUGAGAAAUUUAAAGGGUUUUUUUUAUGAUUUUAGCAUCACCCCCAAAUGUUUUCUUGUUCUUGUCUUGAAUGCAAAAACUUUUGGUACCUUCCUGCUAUUUAAGAUUGUCAAAUUUUAAGCAAUUAUUUUUUUAUCAAGGGUUCUUUUCUUCUCUCGUUUUUCAGGCACGUGUGGGUUAAAACCCCAGAUGCUCGAAACAUUUUUUAUUUCAUUUGUCAUGAUGAAUUUUACUUGUAGAAUGCACCCUACGUGGUUUCCUGCAUAUGCACUUUUUUUUUACAGUGUAAUAAAAAUAAAAUUAUAUGACAGAUUAUCAUGAAAUAUCACAUAGGGCCUAAUCUGUUAAAUAUCGCUCAUAAUAGAGAAAUAAAGACAACGGUAGGCACAGCUGUUUUGACAUUGUUAAUUAAUAUCAUAAAUCCUAACUUUCAGGGUUUUAAGAGUUAUUUCCCUUAGAUUCGCAACUAAUAUCACUUCAGUGCAGUGACAAGGUUUAUUUAUAGGCCUUCCUGUAUGGAAUGCCAUUUUUUCAUACUAUGAAACUUACUACAUAUUAUUUAUUUCUGAGGCGAUUGUUUUCUAAAUUGUACACAAAAAAUAGGAUGUUUUUAUUGUUUUCAAAACACUUUUACUUUUCUUUUUAGGUCAAACUAAACUGAAAUUAUUUACAAAAAAAACAUUUUCAUAGGAGGAUGGGACGGACUAUAGUUACUGAUAUAUGAAAGGCGUCUUGUGAUGUUUACCAUAAGUCAACAGAUUUAUGUCAAGAUUAAGAGAAAUUAUAAAUAGGUGUUGGACGUGUCAAGUCUUCCUUUAUUACCUCAAAGGAUCCAUUUAUCUAGUUAACGUGUUAACAUUUUUAUCAAAAAAAGUUUUUUUUUUUUUUUUUUUUGAAAUUGAUGUUCAUCAAAUAUUGGAUUUAGUACAUCUGUAUUUUUCAAACGUUAUCACUCAAAGUAACCGACAUGUUAAAAUUCUGAAUAAAGUUAUGGUAUACAUUUUUUCCAGUAGAAUCUUAACUUUGCAAAUAAAGAUGUUAUACAAGUACAGGUAUGUCAGUUAAUAUGAAUUACUGAGAAAGAACUAAUAAUAAUGUACAGUAUGCAAAAAAGUAACAGAGAAAAAUGAUGUUUGUCAAAUUAUAACUUUGUUGACAAUUUGUUUUAAUUAAUUAUUGUGCCAGAUUUGACUUCUGUUUUAAAAGUGUAGGCUUACAUUUAUUUACUUAUUCUGUGAAACAAAUCAAUGUGCAUUAGUGGUGUCAUUAAAAAUAAUAAUAAUAAAAAUAACAAUUAUUAUUAUUAUUCUGUGAAACAGCAGAAGACAAUAUUCUAAAUUUUACAUGCCAUUGUGAAAAUAUGAAUUAUAAAUGUCAAAAAGCCCCCCCCCCCCCCCUAAAAAAAACACCACCCAACAAACUGGCACAAUAUGUUAGAAGUGUGUAUUUUCUCAAAUUAAUUUUUAGAAUGCAGUUCUUUUCUUAAAGUAUAAAUACACUGGCAAUGUCAGAAUUGACAAAUAGCAAACGCUGCAUCAUAUAAAUAUUCAUUAUUAUUUCAAAUGAUAGCUUUAUGAGUUGUAUACUAAAUUUAAUAUUUGUUGAACAUGAAAAAUAAAAAUUAUUAACUCUAUUUCAAGUGAUAGCUUUAUGAGCUGUAUGCUAAAUUUAAUAUUUGUUGAACAAUAUUUGUGAUAGUUUCCAAUAAAAAAUUUUUUUAGUUUCAAUGAAAGAAAAACAUUUGUGUCUGUGAUUAAUAAAAUUAACAGAUAUGUUUUUAUAUAUAUUUGUGACAUAUAAUUGUUAGUAUUAAUUCAAAUUUGUUACUUAUGGUUUAAUUUUAUAUUAAACAUUUAUUUGUUAAUAGAAGUUUAGUAUACUCAACAAAAUUAAUUAAGUGCUAGUAGACGUUUUGGUCAAUAUUUGCUAGUGUUAGAUUAUAUUAGCAAGUUUUGCUCACAGAUAAUUUCGAAACAUUGUUUGAGUAAAUUCUGACUGGUGAUGGUGUACAAAUUGUGUAUGCUGUGUUUGUUUUUUAAAUUUUAGAUUAUAAAGACAAAUGCCUAAACUCGGGGCUCAUCCUGUACAGUGACAAAUUAGCCAGUUGCUAAUAUUUAUACAAAAUGGCUACAAAAUUUUGUCAUUGGCUAAUAAAAUAUUCCUCAAAUUAACCACAUUUUAAUAAAUUUCAAGGAAAUACUCUUUAAUUUUAGAAAAUUGGCUAAACAAAAUUUUUUUCCAGUGUGAGUUUAACUAUCUACUGGAUCUUAACUACUAUUGUUGAGUAUAUUUACUGUUCGUUAUACAAUUAUAUUAUGGUUUUAAUGUACUGUACUUAAUUCUCAACAUAUUCUUGAAUUUUAUUCGGAAUGAAGAAUAUACAGAGAUUUGGACAUGAAUGAAUUUUUUCCCAAUGUUUCUUUACGCUAUUUUUAAUAUAGUGCUGGACAUUAUAUAUAUAUAUAUAGUAUAUAUAUAUAUAUAUAUAUUACACAUACAAUUUACAAAGACACAAAAUAAGUCUCUGACUAUUGUCAAGGUUCUGCAUUGUUUUAUUGCAGUUGCACUUUUGUGUGUAGUAAAACAUCCCAUGCAGGAGCAGGAGGUAGCUUUGUGGUAGAGAACCCAUCCGAUGAUGUGGUAGGUGCUGUCCUGUGUCAGCUAUGUUCAUGCAACAUGUGUAGUCAUGGUGAUUUUUUUCUCUCUCCAAUCACUGCAGUGGUCGAAAUAUUGCAUUUCAGUCCUGACCUGUUUUUUUGGUCCCGAAGAUUGUUCUGCCUGCCUUCCUGUUGAUUUGCAGUUAUUUGCAUUUAUAUUCAUGCAUAUGUUUGUUUCUUUUAUUUUGUUAACGGUUAUAAUACACAAUCAUGUUUGGUCCAGCAGGGUUUGAUUCAGGCUGCAGAAUUUGUAGUUUGCUGGACUUAAUGUUUCAGCCAAUUUCGACCCAGUAUGGUGUUCACAGAGAGAGAGAGAGAGAGAGAGAGAGAGAGAGAGAGAGAGAGAGAGAGAGAGAGAGAGAGAGAGAGAGA
Gigantopelta aegis is the source of this 12291-nucleotide messenger RNA. RefSeq lists its product as uncharacterized. Gene Ontology annotation, cellular component: nucleus. Gene Ontology annotation, molecular function: protein binding; transcription corepressor activity. Gene Ontology annotation, biological process: negative regulation of transcription by RNA polymerase II. The coding region runs from base 407 to 8251 and encodes 2614 amino acids. Lineage: Eukaryota; Metazoa; Mollusca; Gastropoda; Neomphalida; Peltospiridae. The record is from RefSeq and is a predicted model, not a curated record. The transcript is spliced from 14 exons.